Molecule: messenger RNA, 3985 nt
Organism: Phymastichus coffea
Lineage: Eukaryota; Metazoa; Arthropoda; Insecta; Hymenoptera; Eulophidae
Gene: TfAP-2
Product: transcription factor AP-2-epsilon
Exons: 10
Coding region: 84-1538 (484 amino acids)
Biological process (GO): regulation of transcription by RNA polymerase II; regulation of cell population proliferation; anatomical structure development
Cellular component (GO): nucleus
Molecular function (GO): RNA polymerase II transcription regulatory region sequence-specific DNA binding; DNA-binding transcription factor activity, RNA polymerase II-specific
Source: RefSeq, a predicted model, not a curated record
UCUCGCUCUUGACUCCAACGCCUGGCAGUUGUGACUGGAUUAUCGAUUUUUGUGAAUCGACAUUUCUGGGAUAAAACCCAAAGAUGACGUUUCGUUGCGUGCCGGCUUUUCAAAAUCCUGAUUGCAGUGCACCAUGGGAUCGCUUGACGGGCCAUGGUGGCAUCUCGUCGCUGGGCGGCGGCAACAGUUCGCCGUACUCUGGUGCCCAUCAUCAUGGGCACCGAGGCAACGGCAACGGUGGCGGUAUGCCCCAUCACGGGGGUGCCUCGCUGCCAACCGCCUCGGACUUUCAGCCACCCUAUUUCCCACCGCCUUUCCCUUCACAUCAUCAUGCGCCCGCAAGUCCACAACACCCGGGUCUCGGGCAACCCCAGCACCUCGACUACCUCGUCAGCGAUCCGUACACUCAAACCCUCAAUACCCUACAUCAACAUCACUACAAUCAUCUGAGCGCUGCCGUUAGCGCUGGACAGAGGAGUGGCGAUCUCAGGAGAGAUACCGAUAUCCAUGUGACAAAUAUGCAUGCGUCGUUUCCGUACGAUGGUGGCCGGAAUAGCGGGGGUGGAGGUGGUGGUGGAGGCGGCGGCGGUGGUGGCGGAGGUAGCGGAGGUCGUAAUGUUGACUAUGGGGCGGUCAGACGUCCCGAUGCUCUGCUGCCACCGCCCGGCCUCGACCAGACCGACCUCGUGCUACACACCAGUCUCGUGGACGACCCUCAGAACACAAACGUGGACGACGGAGGUUUCAUGAACGACCUGCCGCUGUUGAAAAAUAUGAAGCCAUCGGAGCGAGGGGACAAGGCAAUGCUGACGGGGAACGCGCAACCGUCGGACGUAUUCUGCUCAGUUCCCGGCAGGUUAUCGUUACUCAGCAGCACCAGCAAGUACAAAGUCACAGUGGCGGAGGUGCAGCGACGGCUCUCACCCCCGGAAUGCCUGAACGCCAGCCUGCUCGGUGGUGUACUACGAAGGGCGAAAUCUAAAAAUGGCGGAAGACUUCUGAGGGAAAAACUCGAGAAAAUCGGACUAAAUCUUCCCGCCGGAAGGAGGAAGGCUGCCAAUGUUACACUGCUAACGUCCUUGGUGGAAGGAGAGGCAAUACACUUGGCUAGGGACUUUGGCUACGUGUGCGAAACGGAGUUCCCGGCAAAGCAGGUCGCCGAAUACCUGAGUCGGCAGCACUGCGAGCCUCAGGAUUCCUACAGGAGAAAAGAGCUUCUACACGCCACCAAGCAGAUCACCAAAGAGCUAAUGGACCUUCUGAACCAGGACAGGUCACCGUUGUGCAAUACACGGCCGCAGCACAUACUGGACCCAAGCAUACAGCGACACCUCACGCACUUCUCUUUGAUAUCGCACGGGUUUGGCAGUCCCGCCAUCGUCGCUGCGCUCACAGCGAUACAGAAGUUCCUAAGCGAGUCGCUCAAUCACCUGGAGAAGAUGUAUCCGGGCAAUGGCAGCGGCGUCACCAGCAGUCAGCAGUCCUCUCUCGACGUCAAGAACAAGGACAUGAGCCUGAUGAACGAUCUGAAAAAGUGACGCCCGGAGGACACGCCGACCUCGAACGUCGUUACCUCGAUCAGGCACUCGUGGCCCUACAAUUGAGUGCCCCGCGCUGGUGCGAACUCGUUGCGUCGACGGCCUACGAACAACAAAUCAACCCUCCUCUCGUGAUGCUUUUCUCGACGAACAAGCGCAAUCGAGACGCCGUCCGAGAACUAUUAUCGAAUUAUCGAGUCGUGUACACGCAUGCACACACACACGUACACACGCACAUACAUACAUACCUAUAGGGACCUAAUCUCUUUAUCACUCGUUUAGUAUAAUCUUUCUUACGUCACCAUUCUUUCCAGUCAUUUCUCAAUAACCGAGUGUGUCGUUUUCUCAAAGUAAUCAUGCACAAUUUACGUAUCAUACACUCGCGCGCGCGCGCGCGCCCACGCUCUCUCGUCGCAACUUUGGACAAUCUUUUCUAUAGGAUGACUCAAGUGACACGUAAACGAACACUGAGCCUUUUAAUAAUGUCGUGCCAAUGCAAACACAAAAAUUAAAAAAAUCAAGACUUGCCAUUACAAAGACGUGCCAAUAAUGUAGAUCUUGUGCGAGACGCCUACGCGAUACGUAAUCGGACGUAAUAUUGACGAGGCUCGAUGGCGAUAUUCCAUAAUUGAUAUAUAUAUAUAUAUAGGUCAAUGAGAGCGAGUACACAUCUCACAACAAGGAAUAACCUCUCAAGCGUUUUCAUUCAGUUUUUCUCUGCGGUGCGCGAAUUCAACUUAAUCAAACGGAUGAAAUUUAAAAUUCACAGCUCGACUUCGCAAGUCACGAAUUUUAAUGGAUUUCGUAUUCUCGCGCGCGCGCUCUCUUCAACUUCCUACGCCAUUACCGUGAGUGAGAGAGAGAGAGAGAGAGAGAGAGAGAGAGAGAGAAGUUAGUUGUUUAAAUAUUUAAAAAAAAUCUGUACAUAUACCUAUCUUGAGAUUAAUUUGUACUUUAUGCGUUCGAUUAACUUUCUAAUUACUUUUUUUCCAUUUGUUUAGCGAAUAGCAAAUCAUACGUAGACGAGAUAUACUUUUUUCUUUAAUGAAUAGAUAGUUACGACAUCAUUUUUCGAUUCUUCGUGAAAUGUAGCCUUGCGCUAGGCUCGGGUCUGUCUCUAUGCAGAAAGAACACGAGGAAACAUACCACAUGACGUGUAUGUAUUUGUAUAUAAUUAAGUACAGUCGUGCGUAAUUCGACGUAAGAAGUAUAUAGGAUUAUAUAUAUAAAUAUAAAUAGCGACGAGAAAAAUCGUCGUGAAAGAAUCGCAUGAAGUACAACAUCGGGUGAUCCUGAGACAUAUCUAACUUUGUAAACUAAAAAGUCAUACGAGUCUAAACAACAAAAAUAACACAUUGAUAUAAAUUCAAAUAACUGAGAUAAAAAAAGAAGCUAUACUUUGAUGGCAUUUGAUGCCGAUCGAAGCUAUCCUGUACAGAGCAUUUGAAUUUUUCUUGUGAUAUAAUCAUAUACAAUUAUUAAAGAUAAAUAUAAAUAUAUACAUAUGUAUGUGUAUAUAUCAUUUGCGGAAAAAAUACAUUCCAUGUUUUCGAAUCUAGUUACGGUAACUUAGAAAAGCAUAUUAUUCAAAGUUUUUUCUUGUCAGCCGUCAAUUGAAACAGGCAAUGCUGGAAAAAUGCUUGCGUGCGAUGCAUUUUAUUUGUUUGAGCUACAGCGAAAUAUAGAUAUAAAAAUAACAAUAUUUAAUCGAAUUAAUUGAAGAAAUACAUUGAACCAUCUGCCGAUUAUAUGUUAAGUACUUACCAAUAUGCAGCUCGAAUGAAAAAAACAUGCGUCGCUCGUCAAGCAAAAGCAGUGCAGGUCUUUUGUGUAAGGAACAACUCCAUGUGCGAAUAAGAAAAAAAAUUAUCGAUCGUUGUAUUUGUGCUUACCAUUCCAUUUAAUUUGUAAUGUGCAAUGACGGCACGGGCAGACAAUGAUGUAAAAGAAUACCUAUGUACAUUAAAGAUCAUUAAGUGCGAGGCAGGCCGGAAAGUCAAUUUGAAAUUGCAAUAUAAUUAUUAAAAAAAAUUGUAUUCCUCGCGUUGCUAUUCAUCACAUGGAGUUCUUUGAAGAAAAAAUAUAUUUGUCGUAUUAUUGACGAUGAAGAAUCCCUUUCCGAAUUAUUUUCACUAAUGACAACUUACACAUAGCAGAAUCCGUUAGCGCUUUAAGCUCUCAUUCUCCGUAAAUUAAAAUAAAAUUAAUGAAAAGGAAAAAAGAAAUAAAAAGAAAAAGUCGCACUUUUUUAUAAUCUCGCUAGAGCCAGCGUAGAAAAGCUAUUUUCUACCGGGAAUUUCUGUGCCAACUGUGAAGAAUGUUGUAGACGAUUUUUUUUGUUGAGGCAUCAUUCUAAUCUUGUAAGAUACUCAGAUAUAGCUUUAUUGAAUAUAUUUCAAGUUAGCAGUACAUUAUAUUCUGAUAUUAAUACGGUUCAUUUUUGUAUA